This is a messenger RNA of Sceloporus undulatus (fence lizard), 1823 nucleotides long. It is a transcript of the gene MMAB, whose product is annotated as metabolism of cobalamin associated B. The record is from RefSeq and is a predicted model, not a curated record. Gene Ontology annotation, molecular function: corrinoid adenosyltransferase activity. NCBI's taxonomy places the organism in Eukaryota, Metazoa, Chordata, Lepidosauria, Squamata, Phrynosomatidae. The coding region runs from base 122 to 832 and encodes 236 amino acids. The transcript is spliced from 9 exons.
CUCUCGCCGAAUCACGAGCGACUGGGCGACGGCAGCGAGAAGAGGAGGAUAAAGACGGCUGCCGCGAAGGGACAAACUUUGUCAGUGGACGCGCUUUCGCCUUUCCUUGUUCCUUCUCAAAAUGGCUGCUGUGGGGUUUUGGGGUCGGAGCUACCUGAAGAGGGUCGUGGUCGCCGGAUGGGGGGCCAGGAGGUCUCUAGUGGGAGGCCCAGAGCAAGGAGAGCCACCCAGCCAAGACUCCAAGCUCAGGAAGACAGCCAAAAUCCCCAAGAUUUACACCAAAACGGGAGACAAAGGAUUUUCCAGCACAUUUACUGGAGAACGGAGGCCCAAAGAUGACCAGGUCUUCGACGCUUUGGGGACUCUGGAUGAACUCAGUUCGGCCGUAGGGUUGAGCGCAGAAUUUGGAUCAGAAGGGGGUCACUCCUUUGUGGAAGAACUCCACAAGGUCCAGCGCAUGCUUCAAGAUGCUGGUGCCAACGUUGCAACGCCUGUCUCUUCAGCUAGGGAGUCUCACUUGAAACGAACCUGGUUUGACGAGAAGCCGAUCCUGGAGCUGGAAUCCUGGAUUGACAAAUACACCGACCUCCUUCCACCGUUGCAAUCGUUCAUUUUGCCUUCCGGGGGCAAAACGAGCGCUGCGCUCCACCUCUCCAGGGCCGUCUGUCGCAGGGCUGAGCGGCGCGUUGUACCUUUGGUGAAAGCCGGGGAAGCAGAUGCCAACGUGGCCAAAUAUCUCAACAGGCUGAGCGACUUCCUGUUCGUUCUGGCCCGCUACGCUGCCCACCGUGAAGGAAAGAAAGAGCUGAUAUAUAUACGGACAGAACUGUAAAAUAUGAAUUUUGACGUGGAGGGGGUUUGGAAGAACCUAAAUCUAUGUUGCUAGCAAUACAUGCACCAGAAUUAAUUUGCACAGUAUUCAAAAUAUUGAAUAUAUAUUCAGUCUGGGGCAAAAUGAAUACUAACUCUGGAUAUGUUCUCUCUAGGCAUUUAUAGGUCCUCCAGCACAACUCUGGUCAACAUCCACCAAAGAUUUUGCUGGCGGACCUAGAGAGAACACUUCUUUAGGCAUUUCUAGGUCCUCCAGCACAACUCUAUGGUCAACGUCUACUGCAAACUUCAAGCCAUUUCUAGGUCCUCCAGCACAACUCUGUGGUCAAUGUUCACGAAAAGUUGCACUGGACGACCUAGAGAGAACACUUCUCUAGGCCUUUGUACGUUCUCCAGUGCAAUUCUAUGGUCCUCUGGCAGACGCUGACCAUAGAGUAGUGCUGGAGGUCUUAGAGAUUCCUAGAGAUGUGUUCUCUCAGAUAAAAAAAUAAGCAUUUUUUCCCACUUUCACGGGGGUCCUACAUAAUAAGACACUUAGGAGAUGGAACCAAAUCUAAACACAAAAUUCAUUUAAGUUUCAUAUGCAACCUAUGCAUAAUAUAGCCUGAAGGUAAUUUUAUACAGAAUAUUUUAAAUAGUUUUGUGUACAUUGAGCCAUCAGAAUGCAAAGGAGUCACUAUCUCUCAGCUACCCCUCUGGAUAAUGUUUGGAAUAUUUGGGAAUAAAUUGGAAUAAUUGCAUCUGCUUAAAAUGAGAUAUCUUGAAGAUGGGGCUCAAGUAGAAACACAGAAAUCAUGUUUAUGUUUCGUAUACAAUUUGUGCACAUAACUUGAAGGUAAAAUUUUUACACAAUAUUUUAAAUAAUUUUGUGCAAGUUGUCACUGUAUCUCAGUCACCCAUGUGGGCAAUUUUGCAUUUUGGAGUAUUUUGGAAUUCCAGAUAGAGACUCAACUUGCAUUUCAAAAGUCUUAAUAAAAUUAUUACUAUUAGUA